Molecule: messenger RNA, 2935 nt
Organism: Fulmarus glacialis (Northern fulmar)
Lineage: Eukaryota; Metazoa; Chordata; Aves; Procellariiformes; Procellariidae
Gene: NNT
Product: nicotinamide nucleotide transhydrogenase
Exons: 18
Coding region: 56-2935 (959 amino acids)
Biological process (GO): NADPH regeneration; proton transmembrane transport
Cellular component (GO): mitochondrial inner membrane
Molecular function (GO): NADP binding; NAD binding
Source: RefSeq, a predicted model, not a curated record
AUGUGCCGCAGGGAUUCCAUACGUGGCAAGGAGUCUGCUGUGAGGCCUGGGCGAAAUGGCGAGCCUUCUGCGUAUUGCUGUUAGCGGCUGCUCAACUCCUGUUUUUGGCAAUGUGUUACUACCUAAGGUGCAUUCUGCAAAGAUGCCGUGUUGGCGAAUGUUUAGAACGCACCAGAUGCUCAGGUCUCAGGUGGCUCCAAAGCCAGGAAUUCCUUAUAAACAGCUGACUGUAGGUGUCCCCAAGGAGAUCUUUGAGAAUGAGAAGAGAGUGGCUUUAUCACCAGCUGGAGUUCAAGCCUUGGUUAAACAAGGCUUCAAUGUUGUGGUGGAAUCUGGUGCUGGAGAAGCUUCCAAAUUUUCUGAUGACCAUUACAGAGAAGUUGGAGCAAAGAUCCAGGGGACCAAGGAAGUUCUGGCUUCUGAUUUGAUUGUCAAAGUGAGGGCUCCUAUAUAUAACUCGGCUCUAGGUGUACACGAGGCAGAUCUUUUUAAGAUGGCGGCUACCCUGAUUAGUUUUAUCUACCCAGCACAAAAUCCAGACCUCCUGAAAAAACUUGCGGAAAAAAAAACUACUGUCUUGGCUAUGGAUCAGGUUCCACGGGUCACCAUUGCUCAGGGAUAUGAUGCACUUAGCUCCAUGGCCAACAUUGCUGGUUACAAGGCUGUGGUACUGGCAGCAAAUCACUUUGGUCGAUUUUUCACGGGUCAGAUCACAGCUGCUGGUAAAGUUCCUCCAGCAAAGGUCUUGAUCAUCGGAGGAGGAGUUGCUGGCCUCGCCUCUGCAGGAGCCGCUAAAUCGAUGGGUGCAGUGGUUCGUGGAUUUGAUACUAGAGCUGCAGCUCUGGAGCAGUUCAAGUCUCUUGGUGCUGAGCCAUUGGAAGUAGACAUAAAAGAGUCUGGAGAGGGACAAGGUGGUUAUGCUAAAGAAAUGUCCAAAGAAUUUAUUGAAGCGGAAAUGAAACUCUUUGCCAAGCAGUGCCAAGAUGUUGAUAUUAUCAUCACUACAGCGCUUAUUCCAGGCAAAAAAGCUCCCAUCUUGUUUAAGAAAGAUAUGAUUGAAUCAAUGAAGGAAGGUUCAGUUGUUGUGGAUUUAGCUGCAGAAGCAGGGGGAAACAUUGAGACUACAAAGGCAGGAGAAGUCCAUGUUCAUAAGGGUGUUACACACAUUGGCUACACAGACCUGCCUAGCAGAAUGGCUACGCAGGCCAGUACUCUCUAUUCCAAUAACAUUAUCAAACUCUUAAAGGCUAUUAGUCCUGACAAAGAGAAUUUCUACUUUGAUCCAAAAGAUGAAUUUGAUUAUGGAACUCUGGAUCAUGUUAUCAGAGGAACUGUAGUCAUGAAGGAUGGCAAGGUGAUUUUCCCAGCACCUCCACCAAAUAACAUUCCUCAAGGAGCCCCUGUGAAACAGAAGACUGUAGCAGAGCUGGAAGCGGAAAAAGCAGCUACUAUUACACCUUUUAGAAAAACUAUGACUAGUGCAUCUGUAUACACAGCAGGUUUAGCCAGCAUGUUAGGACUGGGCAUUGUAGCUCCUAAUACUGCUUUCACACAAAUGGUGACGACAUUUGGCCUAGCUGGAAUAGUGGGAUACCAUACAGUAUGGGGUGUGACUCCUGCUCUCCACUCUCCACUCAUGUCAGUGACUAAUGCUAUCUCAGGACUAACUGCAGUUGGUGGGCUGGUGUUGAUGGGAGGAAACUAUCUCCCUGAAAACACUCCUCAAAGUCUAGCAGUACUUUCGACCUUUAUCUCUUCAGUCAAUAUUGCAGGUGGGUUUCUAGUUACACAGAGAAUGCUGGAUAUGUUCAAACGUCCCACAGAUCCUCCUGAGUACAACUACUUGUACCUACUUCCUGGUGGUCUAUUUGUAGGAGGCUAUGCAGCUGCUCUCAAUGGUGGCUAUAAUAUUGAACAGAUAAUGUAUCUGGGCUCAGGCUUAUGCUGUGUUGGUGCCCUGGCUGGUCUGUCCACCCAAGGAACAGCUCGUCUUGGAAAUGCUUUGGGUAUGAUUGGUGUUGCAGGAGGUAUAGCAGCAACUCUUGGAGGCCUUAAACCCUCACCUGAAUUGUUAGCGCAGAUGUCAGGUGCAAUGGCACUUGGUGGUACCAUAGGUUUGACGAUUGCUAAACGCAUCCAGAUUUCAGAUCUGCCUCAGCUAGUGGCUGCUUUCCAUAGUUUGGUUGGUUUGGCUGCUGUGCUCACCUGUGUAGCAGAAUACAUGAUUGAAUAUCCUCACUUUGCUACUGAUCCAGCUGCAAAUCUCACCAAGGUUGUGGCGUACCUUGGCACGUACAUUGGUGGAGUGACUUUCAGUGGCUCUCUUGUUGCUUAUGGAAAACUGCAAGGUAUCCUGAAUUCUGCACCAUUGCUUUUGCCUGGUCGACAUGCAUUGAACGCAGGAUUGCUGGCUGCCAGCAUUGGCGGAAUGGUUCCGUACAUGGUUGAUCCUAGCUACACUACGGGAAUUACUUGCUUAGGUUCUGUGUCAGCUCUCUCAGCCAUAAUGGGUGUCACUUUAACAGCAGCUAUUGGAGGUGCUGACAUGCCUGUAGUUAUUACUGUCCUGAACAGUUAUUCUGGAUGGGCUUUGUGUGCUGAGGGCUUCCUACUGAACAACAACUUGCUGACCAUUGUUGGUGCACUCAUUGGCUCCUCUGGGGCCAUCCUGUCUUACAUCAUGUGUGUGGCUAUGAACCGUUCCCUUGCAAAUGUGAUUCUAGGGGGCUAUGGCACCACGUCAACAGCUGGUGGGAAGCCCAUGGAAAUUACUGGAACCCACACAGAAAUCAAUGUGGACAAUGCAGUUGAAAUGAUAAAGGAAGCCAAUAAUAUUAUUAUUACUCCAGGUUACGGUUUGUGUGCAGCAAAAGCUCAGUACCCCAUAGCUGAUCUGGUGAAGAUGUUGAGAGAACAAGGAAAAAAUGUCAGGUAA